GGCAAAGAGUUCAACCAGGGAAAGCAGCGGACUGCCGCGAUUCUAACUCAGGCUGACGGAUCCUCAGCUGGGAUGACAGAGUUCCGUGAUCCUAAGAGCAACCAGAACACGCGGUGGCGCCGGAAGCGGCAGGCCGAGAACAAGUUGGCCGUCUCGUCACUCACGGCCACGGCGCGAAUCGAGGAUGCCACUCCCAUGGAAGUCGGCGGUGUCUCCUCCUACCCUCGCCGCAGGCGUAGGAAGAGGGGAAGGUGUCCCGCCGAGGUAAAGGAAACGGACCCAAACAAUGACCGUAUCUGGAACAGCUGGACGGGUCGGCACUGUGCGGAGAGCUUCCCGUCGCGCAACGCUCUCUUCCAGUUGCGACAUCUCAAGGCUCAGUGCCCACGGAAGCAUCCGUGGUCUGAGGGUUAGCGAGCUGGAGAAUAGAGGCAAUUUUUACUUUGGAUACUACAUUUUCGUGCUAUCCAUGCUCUUGGAUCGAGGUGUUAGGCAGGCAGUCUAUGAUAGUGAAUGUUGUUGGAACCGCUGCGCAGGCUCAGGAAGAUGAAGCUAUCACGAUGCAAGCAAUGUACACAACUGGGAUCAAUCGUGGUGUUGAAGAUGUUCAUUCUGAGAGUUCUCCUGAUCAGGAGCCCAGUCUUGGGCGGCAGUUGGGCAUCAGGCCAGUGGAUCCUAAUCUCAGUGGGCCGGCCCACUACCCUAGGCUAGGCUAGUUCUGACACACCCCCCUAGGUCGAGCCUCCGGCUCUGGCCUGCCAAAUCCAGUAAUCUAUAAAGCUAUUCCUAACACUACGUCUUUCCUAAUCUAGCAAUUCUAUAGUGUUGAGGUCCCUCUACUAUCGCCCUAGUCUACUGAGCUUUGUACGCCUACCCUUCUUAAUCCUAUAUAUUAUAUUAUAAACCGAACCUUUUGUUUAGUUAGAGCUUUCUUCUAGCUCUAUAUUUCUUCUUUCUAUAUUGCCUAGUAGGUAUAGAUCUUAAUAAGGGCCUAGAUAUCCGCUAGAUUAAGCAUUUCUAUAAACUUCCUAUAGGGCCCUGGUUCUAGCACCUUUAUUAGGCUAUUGGCUAAUAUCUAGUUCGAGGAUAUAUAAUCUACGCUAACCCUCUUGUUCUAAGCUUCUUAGUAUAGCUAGUGGUUAUAAAUGUCGAUAUAUUUUAGCUUUGUCUAUAGUAUAGGCAUUUUAGCGUUGAUUAGCUAGAUCGUCUACUUAUUAUCGCACUAGAUCGAUAGGAUCUUGUUAUCUAGAUAGAUCUCUAGUGCCUCUAAUAGGUACUAAAGGAAUAUACCUUCUUUCGCUGCCU
This is a messenger RNA of Thermothielavioides terrestris NRRL 8126, 1305 nucleotides long. RefSeq lists its product as uncharacterized. The transcript has a single exon. Bases 73 to 414 code for a protein of 113 amino acids. NCBI's taxonomy places the organism in Eukaryota, Fungi, Ascomycota, Sordariomycetes, Sordariales, Chaetomiaceae. The record is from RefSeq and is a predicted model, not a curated record.